Harpegnathos saltator (Jerdon's jumping ant) is the source of this 2146-nucleotide messenger RNA. Its product is annotated as leucine-rich repeat neuronal protein 2. Gene Ontology annotation, molecular function: protein binding. Bases 86 to 1561 code for a protein of 491 amino acids. The record is from RefSeq and is a predicted model, not a curated record. NCBI's taxonomy places the organism in Eukaryota, Metazoa, Arthropoda, Insecta, Hymenoptera, Formicidae. The transcript is spliced from 6 exons.
UCACGUUGAUAUCGCCAGAGCAAAUCGACUUAACACCGCGAGAGAGAGAGUCAACGCAGUUGACGUACCUUCGUGUCAGAUCAGGAUGUAUCUUCGAAUAUCGGUCCUUUUAUUCGCGAUAUUCCUCCUUGCGAAGUGUGACAAUGUUGCGAAUAUCACCGUGGAACAUUCGAACAUGGUCGAAACGGAGAACAAGACAGUCGAUGCAGUGCAAAAGUUGCCGAGUUUGUGCAGCGUGUGCAAUUGUACAGAUCGCUACAUAAACUGUAGCUACCGAACUUUGGAAAGUCACUUCAACGGUAGCCAAUGGCCGAACAUGGAGAUGGUGGAGGUUUCGUUCGAGGGUAAUCUGCUGGUACACGUCACGCCUUUUCCGAAGAGAGUCGUCAAGCGAUUAAUCCUGCGGAAAAAUCACAUCGCCAAGAUCGAUUAUCGCGCCUUCAAAGAGCUCGUUAAUCUCACCGAGUUAGACCUGAGUCACAAUCAGCUCACGUCGCAACUAUUGCAGCCGCACGUUUUCGAGGGCAGGUUUUCGCCUGAAGCGUAUGAGCCUUUGUCGAACCUGAAAACCUUGAAUGUGGCUAAUAAUUUACUCCAAUGGCUACAUCAGAGUCUAUUCGAGCACCUUGUCGGCGUGACGGUCUUGAAUCUCUCUGGGAAUCCUUUCAAAGUGUUCGACUAUCGUACGUCCAUAGCGAUCAGUAGCUUAUCGUACUUGGAGGAAUUGGACAUCAGCUAUUGCGAAUUAAAGAGACUGCCAAAUUUUCAGUUUCAUAAUGCCAAGUAUUUAAAGAAAUUAAAUAUGGCUGGCAAUCGAUUCGUUGAUGUGCCCGCGCCUUUGCAAGGGGCCGUAGCAUUGGAGUAUGUUCGUCUGGAUAACAAUCCGAUAGAGGUUAUCGAUCACGUGAACACCUUUCCGAACUUGACGAGAUUGAAGGAAGUCAGUUUGUGCUACAUGUCGAAUUUGACGGCGAUUGAGAACGGCGGAUUAUCGGAAUUAACCAACUUGGAAAACCUCUACAUACAAAAUUGUCCGAAAUUGAAGAAGAUCAACGAUUAUGCAUUGGCACAGAAGUUGUCCGAGGGCACGAUGUGGCCGCCGUUAAAGAAAUUGGAUAUAUCGGAUAAUGCUCUCCAAUAUUUGCCGGCCAUGCUCGUAGGCAGAUGGGACAACCUCGAAGAAUUGGAUCUGAUGAACAACGAAUGGAGCUGCGAUUGCAAUAAUCAAUUUCUGGUCGGCACUUUGCUACCGAAUUACGGUAAGCAACUGAUGGGAGAUGAAGUCGGCGAGCUCACCUGUUUCGCACCGCCGGAACACAAGGGAAGAAACCUCACAUCCUUGGCGAAGUGGCAUCUACGCUGUUUGGAUUUGUACGACGCGCGACCGGAGAGAGACGCCGCGAUACUCGUGGGUAUGAUGAUCGGCUUGCUCGUAGUGAUUCCGAUCAGCUUCGCGUUCUUCAUGUUGUGGCGACGCGGCUUCUUCUUCUGCGGCCCGCAGGGUCCUGCCAGCUUCUCCCGUGCCUUUUACAAACGUGCGUCCAACGAUGACGAUAUUUAAUUACUAUCCCUUAAUUACUAACGUAGCCAUUCCAUGUAUAUCCUUGAUAUCACGUUGAUCGCAUCACUUAGGAACGAACAAGUUUGUAUUUAUUGUUAAGUUGCAACGGAAAUAAGCAUGAUACAUCCAAUUGAUCUAGUCUAACGUCUAACGCUUCGAGUACGUUUUUGUUUUGUCUGUUCAUAUAAUUGAUCAAUUCAUUGUCGUUCGACCUUUGUCUUUGGCGUUUCUUUCCAGUCAGUCCAUAUACGAAUUUAUCCAUCGAACAACAUCGCGUAGGUGUGUUCAUUUUAAUAUCGCAGCGCCUAAAUAACGCAACAACGCACGCAUAUUUGUAUAAAAAUACAAUUUUUAUGAAAUGUCACCGUAUGAAAGAUUUGAUCGACUGGAAUGAAACGCGACGUCGAGUCGCGAAGGAUUAAGAUAUUGUAAGUAACGCGAUGCUCGUACCUCGAGGGAGCGAGUAUGCUUUUUUGUCUUAAUGAGUAUUAAGGGAACGUAGAUAGAUAAUAUAUCAGCGUGUCUACGUAGUAUACGCAUGCACGACAUAUUACGGUUCAAUAAUAAAGAACUCGAAAAUCAACG